Molecule: messenger RNA, 3149 nt
Organism: Siniperca chuatsi (mandarin fish)
Lineage: Eukaryota; Metazoa; Chordata; Actinopteri; Centrarchiformes; Sinipercidae
Gene: rragca
Product: Ras-related GTP binding Ca
Exons: 7
Coding region: 226-1374 (382 amino acids)
Biological process (GO): cellular response to starvation; cellular response to amino acid stimulus; positive regulation of TOR signaling
Cellular component (GO): lysosome; nucleus; Gtr1-Gtr2 GTPase complex
Molecular function (GO): GTPase activity; GTP binding
Source: RefSeq, a predicted model, not a curated record
AUCAAGGGGUGGGACCAACGGGAUUUUUUUUUUCAUUGGAGAGGAAAUCCUAAGGAAAUGUGUGGGAUCAUGCUCCGUGUUUCCAAGUAGCCUUGGCAUUAUUGACAAACUAUUUUCGUUGUGUUCGUUAGUUUGUAUUGUAUACCGAUUGUCCGAUACAAACACGGGUGUGGUGACCGACAAGUAAGAGGGGGGAAGAGGGGAAGCGACCGUCAUUAGGUCAAAAUGUCGAUUCAGUACGAGGUGGAACAGCUGGCUGACAGCUACGGGGUUGCAGACUCGUUCCCCAAAGAUUUCGGUUAUGGUGAAGAGGAGGCCGACAUCGAGGACAGCCCGGCGCCGUCCGACAGCAAACCGAGAAUCCUGCUCAUGGGAUUGAGAAGAAGUGGCAAAUCAUCGAUACAGAAGGUGGUGUUCCACAAAAUGUCUCCCAAUGAGACUUUGUUUCUGGAGAGCACCAACAAGAUCUACAAGGACGACAUCUCUAGCAGCUCCUUUGUCAACUUCCAGAUUUGGGACUUCCCGGGUCAGGUUGACUUCUUCGACCCCACCUUUGACUACGAGAUGAUCUUCAGAGGAACCGGGGCUUUGAUAUUUGUUAUCGAUGCUCAGGAUGAUUAUGUGGAGGCCCUGGGCAGGCUUCACCUCACCGUGUCACGGGCCUACCGAGUCAAUCCAGAGAUCAACUUCGAGGUGUUUAUCCACAAAGUAGAUGGCCUCUCAGACGAUCACAAGAUCGAGACCCAGAGAGACAUCCAUCAGAGAGCUAAUGACGAUCUGGCAGACGCUAGCUUAGAAAAGCUGCAUCUCAGCUUUUACUUGACGAGUAUUUACGACCACUCCAUCUUUGAGGCCUUCAGCAAAGUGGUGCAGAAGCUCAUCCCUCAGCUUCCCACUCUGGAGAACCUCCUAAACAUCUUCAUUUCUAAUUCAGGGAUAGAGAAGGCCUUUCUGUUUGAUGUGGUCAGUAAGAUCUACAUCGCCACAGACAGCUCUCCUGUAGACAUGCAGUCCUAUGAACUGUGCUGUGAUAUGAUCGAUGUGGUCAUUGACGUCUCCUGCAUCUAUGGUCUGAGGGAGGACGGCAGCGGCAGUGCCUACGACAAGGAGUCCAUGGCCAUCAUCAAGCUCAACAACACCACUGUGCUGUAUCUGAAAGAGGUCACCAAGUUCCUGGCCCUUGUCUGCAUCCUGCGAGAAGAAAGCUUCGAGCGCAAAGGAUUGAUAGACUACAAUUUCCACUGUUUCCGGAAGGCCAUCCAUGAAGUAUUUGAAGUGGGCGUUUCCACCCAGCGUCCAGUGGGCUCCCAGGCAAUGGGCUCACCCUGCACCAAGGCUGUUGCACUGAAUGGCACGCCGCGCAACACUGUCUAGACACUGAUGCAAAAUAAAAAAUAAAAAGAGGGUAGAGGAAAGGAAAGAUGGAGAAGGGCCAGGGAGCCUGUAGAGGAGAGACUACUAAACUGGGGCUCACCGGCGCGCGAAUCACAAUCCCUUGCUCCCAGCACCUACAGUACUAAGAGACAGCUUGAGCCAAGAGUGUGUGAGACAGCACUGGAACACAACAGGGUCAGGCUUCUCAAGCUAAGAUGGAAGGGAAAUUCAAGCAUUCGUUUGAGGCAAAUGCAAGGCACCGUGUUGGCUGUGAGGAAGUCAAGUGAGUAAAACUGCACCUGGACAGGAAAAGGUUCAGGAUCUUUCUUUGGAUUUCCUAAAGCGGUCAAAGGCUGUGAUAAUUAGCUGCUGGUCCCUCUAAAAUGAACAAUGUGAGGAGGAAAAACAAACUCUUGUUGUAACCUCUUGCUAUGGACAAACUGUGAUGUCAGUUUUCAGGAAUUUGUCUAGUGAUGAACCCACCCCGGCCACUUCUGUGCUGAUGAAAAGAUGGUGGAUGUGAACUGCUAGUCCUAACCCACACAUGUUCAGAGAUGGCCUUAUGUAGAUAAAGCUUGUCUGCAGUGCAAGCUUUCUCUCACCACCACUCACCUCACCCUACCUGAAUGCUGCCCAGAACUCGCUUUUUUGUUUCACUUGUGAAGGGAAAACAAGGUUUUGUUAGCAGACUGAAAAGGGAUUGUGCUGUCCAACUAACUUGGUCUUGUGUGUGUGUAUGUGUGUGUAUGCAGGUAUAUGUGUGUGUGUGUGUGUGUGUGUGUCAAUGAAAGGGUUUGAUUAGAUCCCAGACUGGACUCUUUGUCUGUACUGGUGAAGGACCUUUACGAAAAUGUUCCCUGUCCUUCUUCUUAAUAACAGCAGCUUAGCAUAAUUAAACUAUUUUCAAUCAGUGAAAUUAACUUUUCUGUGUGUGCUCCACUGAAAAUCGAACUUUUGAUUGACUUUAUGAUGGGUUGUAAAAAUGAGUUUGGCUGGAAAUUUGGAAAUAGUCUUUGCAAAAGCACUGCCAAAAUGAUUAAAUGAUUCAGAAAGAGUAAAAUAAUGAAAAUAUGUCAUGAUCAAAACCUUAUUUGUUGCCAUCUAAGUAAGAAAGGAAUGUAUUAGAUCUGGCUGAAGUGCAGGACUGAUGGAUGGGUUCACACUCCAGAUUGGCUUUCUAAGACAUUUUGGGAUGAUGAUAUGAACUGGUUGAAACUAGCAUGUUUUUCCUCCUACAGUUUCAGUCCUGCCCAAAAUUAUUAACCCAUGUUUUAUAUUUAGUUAGGCUCUGUUCAGCAGGAUUCACAAGAAUAAAAUGUACCCAUUCCAAGCAUGCAUACACACUGCUCAUUGUAUUCAAAGGUGAGAAAAUGAAACUAACCAAGAAAAUUAAACAGAUAAAGGAGGAAAGACCAAAUUUUAUUACUUUUGCCAUUACAGUGACACAUAAGAUGUUCAUGCAUUUUCAGUUUGUUUAUCAGGGGUGAGAUGAUGGAACUCUGGCUGCAUCUAAAAACCAGGACUCACGAAGCAGGAUUAACAUCUUAUCUUGAUAACUUUGCUGAGUAAAAUGUUCAUGUUCCAGAUUUGAAGGUUUUACUUUGGCAAAAUUAUUCAGGUAACUCGGUAAACUUGCUUGAAACAGAUUGAGAAGAUUUUGGGCCUAUCAGUCAUUAUCAGUCACCUGAAAAUAAGAACUUGCACAUCAGAUAAUGGAUGAUUGAUUUCAUGUAUUGUGAUGCUAUACUAUGUGAAAUAAAUGAAAAUUUACAUUU